CUUUUUCCACAAUGAGCAGCAACUAUUGUUUGGUACAAAGUAAAAAGCAGUGUAGGUUGCCCCACGCAGGUGUGCCUAGGUGUGUGCUCCUCCAGUGCUGAGAACCCUGCUGUACCUGGCUUUGGACCAGGUCCUUCACCUUUUUGGGCUCACUCUCCUCAUUUGUAAAAUGGGACUUUUCAUAUGGCCUGCCCACCUGUAGGGAGGCAGGUGCGAUGCUAGGUAUAAAGGGGGACUGUUGAGUACCAUAACAUACAGGCAGUGGUUACUGUUCUUGAUUUGCUUGUGUGUUUUGUUUUUUGAAUUUUUUUUCCCAGAAGCAGGUUUCUCCUCUUGACAGCCUCUCCUAGCUCUUUGACUUUGGGGAUGGGGGACUGGGAGUAGUCAGAAUUUUUUGCUCCCUACAUGAAAAGGCUUUGAGCUGGAGACAGGAGGCACUUGCCCCCUGGACAGAUUCACAGGAAGAGAACUGCAGGUAAUUUACAAAUGGAAUUUCUCUAUAUGCAUCCAGAGGUCUAGGGGUGCAGAAAGAUUGAGGUCCACUCCCAGAGCGCCCCUUUUACAUGUGUACAUUCUCUCUCUCUCACACACACAUGCACACACACACACACGUGUGUUUUUAAACACAUUUGGUAACAUGCCCUUUUGAAAUCUAAAGUUUCACCUACUGCAUCUUGAACAUUUGCCAUGCCCUUCAGCUCCCAUGGGAUCAUGCCUUUGAGCAGCCGCACAGCAGUAUGUCAUUUGGAUAUAUUGUUGUUGGCUGGGCAAGCCCCACUUGGAAGGGAUUUGUGAUCACUGAAGCCUCUCUUUAAGGUCUGUGGCCCCCGCUGCCUGCUUCACUGGCUCAGCCUCUGGAAGAGGAGACAGUGCUUCUGCAAAUCCUCCUAGCAGCCUCCUAGAGAGCCUGCCUUUUAUCCGAUGAGGAAGCAGGCCCGGGGCAGAUGUGUGACGGGAGCCACUUGGCCUCCACCCUCCGCUAUUGCAUGACAGUCAGCGGCACAGUGGUUCUGGUGGCCGGGACGCUCUGCUUCGCUUGGUGGAGCGAAGGGGAUGCAACCGCCCAGCCUGGCCAGCUGGCCCCACCCACGGAGUAUCCGGUGCCUGAGGGCCCCAGCCCCCUGCUCAGGUCCGUCAGCUUCGUCUGCUGCGGUGCAGGUGGCCUGCUGCUGCUCAUUGGCCUGCUGUGGUCCGUCAAGGCCAGCAUCCCAGGGCCACCUCGAUGGGACCCCUAUCACCUCUCCAGAGACCUGUACUACCUCACUGUGGAGUCCUCAGAGAAGGAGAGCUGCAGGACCCCCAAAGUGGUUGACAUCCCCACUUACGAGGAAGCCGUGAGCUUCCCAGUGGCCGAGGGGCCCCCAACACCACCUGCAUACCCUACGGAGGAAGCCCUGGAGCCAAGUGGAUCGAGGGAUGCCCUGCUCAGCACCCAGCCCGCCUGGCCUCCACCCAGCUAUGAGAGCAUCAGCCUUGCUCUUGAUGCCGUUUCUGCGGAGACGACACCGAGUGCCACACGCUCCUGCUCAGGCCUGGUUCAGACUGCACGGGGAGGAAGUUAAAGGCUCCUAGCAGGUCCUGAAUCCAGAGACAAAAAUGCCGUGCCUUCUCCAGAGUCUUAUGCAGUGCCUGGGACACAGUAGGCACUCAGCAAACGUUCGUUGUUGAAGGCUGUUCUAUUUAUCUAUUGCUGUAUAACAAACCACCCCAGAAUUUAGUGGCUUAAAAUAAAUCCCAUUUUAUUAUG
Homo sapiens (human) is the source of this 1747-nucleotide messenger RNA. It is a transcript of the gene TMEM61, whose product is annotated as transmembrane protein 61. The record is from RefSeq and is a predicted model, not a curated record. The transcript has 3 exons. Gene Ontology annotation, cellular component: membrane. NCBI's taxonomy places the organism in Eukaryota, Metazoa, Chordata, Mammalia, Primates, Hominidae. Bases 945 to 1562 code for a protein of 205 amino acids.